Molecule: messenger RNA, 3289 nt
Organism: Oreochromis niloticus (Nile tilapia)
Lineage: Eukaryota; Metazoa; Chordata; Actinopteri; Cichliformes; Cichlidae
Exons: 3
Coding region: 950-1858 (302 amino acids)
Biological process (GO): phospholipase C-activating G protein-coupled receptor signaling pathway; positive regulation of Rho protein signal transduction
Cellular component (GO): plasma membrane
Molecular function (GO): G protein-coupled receptor activity
Source: RefSeq, a predicted model, not a curated record
UUUCCUGUUUUUUGUUUUUCUGUUGGUCGGUUUUGCCCCUGAGAGUCAUAUAUUUGAUAUAAAAACAAACAGCUCUUUAAGGCAAAUAAUCCUCCUGCUCUCAGAAAAAUUAUGGUUCUUAAAUGGUUCUUCAGAUGUCUUCAUGGUUCUUUAAAGAACCAUCAUACGUCAAAGAAGGUUUUAAACCCAUUUUUAAGUCCAUUUUUAUAAAGGUUCUUUGAAAAACCAUUAAAGGUGCCCCAAAGAACCAUUUCUUGAUGGUUCUUUGGGGCACCUUCAGAGGUUCUUCAAUGAGCCACUGAAAGAAAUGGUUCUUCAGAGAACCAUUGUUUGAAAGGUUCUUUGUGGCACCAAAAAAGGUCCUUCUAUAGCAUCAGUCUAAAGAACCACUUUUGGUUCCAGUUGGCACCUUUAUUUUUCUGAGCGUGGGUAAAAAUAAAAUCUAGGCUCCUCCCUUUAGAAAUAAAAAUAAGGGCAGUUAACUUUAGUGUGACACAAACAUACAGAAAUAAAGUUUACAUAAAGGCUGUUAAAUUAUACUGAUAUCAGUUUUUAAUGCAAAUCUUCUCAUCCUGCUGUGUCACAGACACGAACACCAACAGAGGAGACUGAGCACAUCCACGCCUCAUUCAAAGCAGCUUUCUGAGCUCUGUUGAGAUAAUGAGGCUCAGCACAGCAGCAAUAAACAGCUUUGUAAAAGUUCCAUGACACGUAGAUUCACAAGAAGACACAUGGUGUCUGACAUUUUAAGAUGGAACUGAGAUAUUUGAAGAGUUUUUGAAUUUAAUCUGGAAAAAAGGCUGGGAUCACACCCGAAGUGGUUUUGACGCAUGGAAGUAAACACAACAUACACCACAGUAGGUGGUCACUACAGCCUGCUGCCUUCACAGCAUCACCUCUUUGAUCAUCUAAACAGCUGAACACAUAAAGAGCUGCUGUGCAGCCUCUUAUGGCUGACAACACCACGGUGACAAUAGCUGGCCCUGACCUCCUCAGUGUCACUACUAGUGCCACUGGGAACAACACCACACCUGCCAAUGUCCAUUUAGCCAAAGUGAUGAAUUGGCUGACCUUCAGCCUUGGGCUGCCCGCCAUUGGACUCGCUCUUUACAUCCUCAAGAAUCUCUCCAAAGGUGAGAAUAAAGUUCCCAUGCACGUCGUCUUCCUCCUGGUUUCUGACAUCAUCAGUUUCUUCGGACGUCCUAAUGUGAGUCAGAAAGUGGACAGUGGGUCCACGUUCUCCGCCAAUCCCACCGACUUCAUCUUUUAUUUUGGUGUCGUCUCCAACAUCACCCUCAUGCUGUUCAUAGCUCAGGAGCGCCAUCUCCAGGUGGCCUACCCACAGUGCCUUGCCUGCUGCACCAGUAUCAGGAGGCAUCCCAUAGUGGCCUUGGUGGCAUGGGCUGCCCCAUUCGCCAUCCUGGCUCUCGCUGUGCUACAGUACAACCUCUGGUUCGCUGUGGCUCUCCUAGCUCCUUUCCCCUUUCUCCUCUUCUUUGCUGUGGACUCAUGGAGGGCUCUGAUCUGCUCCAGAUCUAAUCCUUCAUCACCAGAGAGGAGAAGGACAGUGGUGGGUAUCGGUGCAAUCUGGGCCAACUACACUGUCCUCUAUGUCCCUUUCAUCCUCAACCUCCUUCUAGAAGCUCUGUCCUUGACAGAGGUGGUGAGCUAUCUGGGGCUAGUGUCUCACCUGCUGCUCUACCUCAGCCCUCUGGUGGACCCUUUCAUCUAUAUAUUCAUGAAUAAGGGUCCCAAAGAGGUGCUGCAGGCACUGCCCUGCUGCCAAAGGCGUAGUCAGAAAGAAAACAUGACACCCACAGUGAACACUGUGUCUGAGACAGUAGAAACGAGACUUUGAAGAGGAAGUACAGUUUUUCUAAAAGUAAACCAAAGAAAGGAACACAUUCACAAAUCUGGCGUGGGACAGUUCAUAAGUCUGUCAGAUUUAUGAAAGAGAUUUUUAGUCUGAGGCAUUUUACACAGGAACGAUUCUGUUACUCUAAACUUGUAAAACUAUAAACUACUGUAAACACAUAAGACUGCAGUUAUGUGCAGGCAAAGAGAAGAGAAAUCUGAUAGCAAUUAGCUUUGGCAAGACCACACAAGUAGUGUCAAUGAAAAGUGUCAGGUUGAAUAUAAUUGGAUGUUACAGGUCAGCUGGUAGCAAGGUGGUUGAUGAGAUGGCAAACAGAAUGAGAGGCUUUAUUCCAACACUAAAAUACUGGAUAUACUGGAAUCCUUCCUCAGCCAUACGAGCACAUGUGCUUCAUAUGCACAAUCAAAAUAAGGGUCACUGGAUUAACCAUUGUCCACUUUAACUCCAAAGCUACCAACACGGUCUACUCAUCUAUUUCAGCUUAUUAUCAUAACGUCUCUCUCUAUGUCUGAAAUGCUUUGUAUUUGUUUGUAUUAACACUUAUUUUCUUUCAUUGUCAAUUUCUUUUUAGAAUCUCUUUUUCACAAGUUAACGUUCCUUUUUAGGAAUAUUUACAGUUGCAGGAAAUUGUUACCAGUACUGGAAAACCAACUUUUCUUGCAGGAAUGUGCACACACACACCUGCAUCUAAAGGGCAGCCUAAAAAGCGAGCUGAUGGCUGUUCCCUUCAGGAUCUUGCUGGAUCCAUUUAUUUUUGCUGUGUUCUCAUAUUUUAGUUAAUGCAAAGCUCGGUAUUGCUGGAUAGUUGUAAAAAGUACAAGUAGAAAUGUAAUGACUUGUAAGAACAUACCUGUCUGUGUUUACACUGAGCAGUAAGGUCACUUUUGGUCACCUAACAGCUUGUUCUAAGAUUAGAACUGCCUCACAUACAUGAAAAAAUAACAUGGUGAAGCUCUCCCAUACAUCUUGUAUACGUUUCUUUUAUUAAAAAUUUAAAAAAAAAAAACUGUAAAAAUGUAAAUUCCUGCUGAUUUGUACAAUUUUUAAGAUCUCACAAUACUUCUUGCUUCAUGUACUUUAUUAAACCUAUGAAUUUUGUUGUACUUAGAUUUUAAUGCAGUUACACAUCUACAUUUUUCUCUUUUUCCUUUUUUCAUUUUGCUUUUCUUUUUUUUCCAAUUGUGUAAAUAUCAGGUGGGGAACUGUCUUGGUAUUAAAAAAAAGGUCUACAUAUAAAGUCUAAUACAGUAGAUAAAACUACUCAAAACAUCUUAGUGUGAUUUUGUUUUGCAAAGCAACAAAAAAUGCAUCAUCUUUAGAUCAAAUAAAAUUGUAACUGAACAUUGGUCAGCGCAGUUUUUUAAUGUUAUAAAAAAUGACAUUUAUUCUUUCUUUUUUUUUUACAUUUUUGGU